AUGAGCAGACAAGAAUUAAAGAAAGUACAAAUUGCGAUAAGACUAGAAAAUGAAGAAGAUAAAGCAAAUUAUUGUGAAAAAUGUGAUAAGUAUAUUGAGAACCCUGAAAAACACCUUAUACGAUUUCACUACAUAGAUAAAGAAAUUGAAGAAGCAAGCUUGGAACAA
Messenger RNA from Dentiscutata erythropus, 168 nucleotides. Lineage: Eukaryota; Fungi; Glomeromycota; Glomeromycetes; Diversisporales; Gigasporaceae. The record is from the annotation of a GenBank genome assembly.